Messenger RNA from Drosophila virilis, 1557 nucleotides. RefSeq names its product bocksbeutel (gene bocks). Lineage: Eukaryota; Metazoa; Arthropoda; Insecta; Diptera; Drosophilidae. The record is from RefSeq and is a predicted model, not a curated record.
AGUAUGUUUUUAAACAGCAAGGCAGCAAGUCGUUUAUAUCUGAAGCAUCCUUUUUUCUGGAAAAGUCUGGAAAAUUAAUUUGGAGCAAAAAAUUGUGCUUGUGCACUUUAUAAAUACUGUGCUUAUUUAACAAUUUGUUCGCUAAUUUGUGUACAACUAAAGACGUAAGCAUGUCGGAUCUAUCCUAUCUCGAAACGAUCUCGAACAAGGAACUUCACGCCAAAUGCCUAGAAUAUGGCCUGCCCAAUAUACCGGUCACCGAUUCCAGUCGCAAAGUUAUAUUGCGUCGCUUGCAGUCAUCCAUUUUAGGCGUUCCAAGCAAAAAUGCUGCUGCAGCAACAAAGAAGACGCCGAGACGCGAAACCAUACACAGCAGUAAGGCGACACCAGCAGCUGUGAUAGACACGAGUGUGCCGCGUGUGGCAGGUAAAAGCCCGAGCCGUAACAACAACAAUAGUCGUCGCACAAUUGGAGUGACACCUCGCGAAUACUAUCCGUUGGAUAGUUCACCUGUGCGCACUGUACAAACGACAACAACCGUGUCUGAUGUGGGCUCACAGUCGGAGGAUGAUGAUUUCUACCAAGUUAAUUCACCUAGCGUUAAACCCCAGAAACGUGAUGACACUCGACUGCGUCGCUCUGUUUCCUUAACCAAAUCAGGCGUGCUGACCACCUCAUAUACUCGCGAGGUGGAGAAGCCACAUUACGAGGAAGAGGAACAGCCGCAAAGCUAUACAUAUCAACGUCCACAGGUAGCGGCGGCGCCUGCGCGCACGCUGCCCAUCUAUGAGCCACGUAUUGAGCGCAGCUAUCGCCCGGAUCUGUCCAGGCAAAGCCUCACCCAAACGCAGCUAAACUCGACCAGCUAUUUGGAAGCAAGCAACGAGUACAAUGAGCCGCUCAUGCAACAGGCGCCGCGCAACACUUUCAGUGGCUCUGCGGCGCCUUUUAAUUUGGGGGGAACAUCCUCAUCCGCGGUGCGUCAGCGCCAGACCAUUGGAGACAGCGGCUUUGCCAGGGGUCGCCUUUUGCAGCCCACAUACAAAGUGAACUCGCUGUAUCCUCAACUGAACGAUUUCUAUGAUCAGCACAACAACACCGUACAGCCCAUGGACCUGGACACAGACAGCGAAUCGGAGGCGGAGAUUCAGCAGCGGCGUCAACAUCAGCGUUCACCUGGCGACAGCACUGAUUCGCCAUAUUUGAGCCACUUUUCGCGUCAGCUGGAUACGAGAAAACGUUCAUCGCCACUGGCCAGACCACAAAUGCGGUCCACCAUUCAGCAAGAGGAUCCGAAUGCUCCUAUGAAUCAGUUUCGUGCACUAAUUACGUCAUUGGAUCGUCAAUAUCAUCUCAAGUUUUAUUUCUUUCUGAUGCUGGCUGUUGUGCUCGCCACGCUUAUUUAUGUGAUAGUCACGCCCGCUGUCUGAGGGAUUACAAUGACUUCUUCAAAUAAUUAGUUUGUAAUUUCUCUCAUCUGUAAAAGCAUUGUAUGUAAAACUCCUAUAUACAUAACUUUAUUAUAUUCUCGUUUUCUGGUUCAUUUGGUAAUCAUGA